Messenger RNA from Lodderomyces margitis, 366 nucleotides. RefSeq lists its product as uncharacterized. The record is from RefSeq and is a predicted model, not a curated record. Lineage: Eukaryota; Fungi; Ascomycota; Pichiomycetes; Serinales; Debaryomycetaceae. Bases 1 to 366 code for a protein of 121 amino acids. The transcript has a single exon.
AUGUCAAAGAACGAAUACUACAACGCACCCCAAGGCCCACCACCUUCUUUCAAUCAAAGCCAAGGAGCAUCUGGCAGUGCCGGUGGCAGCUAUGUUCCACAAUCACAACCACAAUACAAUGCCGAUACACAAGACCGAGGAUUUGGAUAUCAUCAGCAACAAGGAUAUGGUCAAGGACCACCGCCAAACGCAUAUUACCAGCAACAGCCAGGGUACGGCGGUGGAGGAUACCCCCAACAGGGUGGCUAUUACCCACAACAGCAACCGAUGUAUGUACAACAACAAAGAUCGAGUAACAAUCAGGAUUGUUUAUUGGCUUGUUUGGCUGCAUUGUGUGUUUGUUGUACGUUGGAUGCUAUAUUCUAA